Messenger RNA from Orbilia oligospora ATCC 24927, 1341 nucleotides. RefSeq lists its product as uncharacterized. Bases 1 to 1341 code for a protein of 446 amino acids. The record is from RefSeq and is a predicted model, not a curated record. Gene Ontology annotation, cellular component: Golgi apparatus; TRAPP complex. The transcript has 5 exons. Lineage: Eukaryota; Fungi; Ascomycota; Orbiliomycetes; Orbiliales; Orbiliaceae.
AUGUCAAGUGAGGAGCAAAAUCCUCCCGUGAGAAGACAUUCAAAGAGGAACUCUACCGAUAUGCGAGCACAGGGCGCCCCGAGGCGGAUGACAACCGGCCCGCUAGAUCUUAACUUUGAGCUACCAACAUCCCCUCCCGCCGAAGGAAAGCCGGCACAAGAUGUCUCUGCUUCAGUAUCCACGGCUAUGACGGUGAAUACAUUUGCGACAGCACCGGAAAGGGUGUCGUCGCCGGCAUCGGCAACAUCAGCUCAUACUAUCAGCGGCCUCUCAGCCGCUGAGCCCCCUCGUGACUACGCCUACCUCCUCGAUCCUCUUAUAUUUCGGCAUCUCUCAAACGUUGAACGUAACCAGCUGUCGCUCGUCCCACUAUCAUCCCAUUUGCAUACCUUAGCAACCCACUGUUCCACCGCCCUUGCAUCUACCGCGGUCACGGAUGCUCAUAAUAUCUUUCCUCUGUGGACUAUUCGACUUAUUUGCUUCUCUUUGAUCUCUGCACAAACUACCGCCUUCGCUGCUCAGGAAAUCAAAGUCUUCGGCGAUUUAACAUCGAACUUUUACCGUAAUCCAUCUUUCAUACACGCCGUUCCCUGGGAUCUCAGAGUUCUAGCUAUAAGAUUACAAGCUCUGGGGUUUAACGAUUGGCGAAGGUGCUUAGAGCAUUUUUACAUGUUGGCGAAGGAAGCAAGAAGCGAGGCUAUCAAACAACGACAUUCACCAGGAGAAUUCAAAUUAUGGCGCGACAGGCUUCUAGAUCUUGGGCUACGUGUCGCGGCAGCAUUGAUCGAGAUAUCUGAUCUUGAUGGCGCCGAACGACAUCUAAAGAGUCUAAUGGAAGAGAAAGAUGAAGUGGAUAGUGGUAUCGGGUUUAGACUUCGCGAAGCGGUAUUAUACAUGCAACUUGGGCAGCUAGAUACGGCGAGGAAAUGUUAUCUGGCUAAUGGAGCUAGUGAAGGAGAGGAUGUGGAUACCGUAAUUGAAGGGCUGAGAUUGUUGGCGACGGAUGACUUUGAGGGUGCUGCAGUUCUCUGGAAGAAGCUAGUAGAUAGUGAGAGUGAAGGAGAGAGGAGAACGAUUUAUUUGAUAAAUAUGGCAGUUGCACUGUUAUACUUGAGACGAAUGCCGGAGGUACAAGCUACCAGCAAUUUUAGGAUGCAAUCAACGAUGGAUAGGCAACUGGCAUACAGCUACAAAUCGCUCUCGUUUAACAUCGUGACUUUGCAGACACUCUUAGAUUUCGAGUAUGAGCCAUUAAGCUUGGAUAUUAGACAGCAAUUGGAGGUGCUGAAUGAUGAGAUGGCGGGUGUGCUGAAAAAGAGGGAACAAGCGGCUCAUGCGUAA